AUGUCAAAAUGGAUUGCACUGAAGAUAAACAAAAGACAAGAAACGUCAGUUCUGGUCCAACUUGAUAAUGCUCACAGAUACAUGGUCCAAAAGAGCAGAACCUCUCUCAGAGUGAUAGUCGAGUUCAUCCUUUUCACUGUAAAACAAAACAUUCCCCAAAGAGGGCAUUCAGAAGAUAGGUCCAACACUGGACAGGAUUCAGAUGUAAAUCGAGGAAACUUGAUAGAAUUUUUGCAUCUUCGAUGUAGGGACAUCCCAUGGCUUCCCGAGAGAUUAACUUCUCAGCUGGCAACACAUCAGCAGUGGCUCUCACAAAACAUCCUAGAUGAGAUUCUGAAUAUUGCAUCUGACCUUGUUUUAAAGGACAUAUCUAAAGCUGUGGGAAAAACUGGGAAGUUUAGCCUCAUAGUAGAUGAAACAACAGAUGUCAGCAACAAGGAGCAAGUGCCUGUGUGUUUGCACUAUAUACACAGUGGUCAGCCAGCAGAAACCUUCUUUGGCUUCUAUGAAGUAAAGUCUGCAAAAGGAAAGGCACUCUUCCAACUGGUAUUGGAUGUACUUCUCAAAAUGGAGCUGAGAAUUGAGGAUGUAGUUGGCCAGUGCUAUGAUGGGGCAUCUAAUAUGAGUGGCAACGAGAAAGGUGUGGCUACAAGAGUGCAAGAGGUUGCACUCAAGACCAUCUAUGUCUACUGUUAUGGGCACUCAUUCAACCUUGCACUACAGGAUACAUUGCAGGAAAAUACUGCCAUCAGGAAUGCUCUUGGAGUUGUCCAGUCAAUCGAUAACUUCUUUAAUACACCUAAGCGAGAGAAUGUUCUCCGUUCUGUACACAUGCCAGAUAUUGACCCAACACCAUACAGUUCAUACAUCAAAUUGAAGUCUCUAAGUGAGACACGCUAG
This is a messenger RNA of Macrobrachium nipponense, 900 nucleotides long. Its product is annotated as zinc finger MYM-type protein 1-like. The transcript has a single exon. The coding region runs from base 1 to 900 and encodes 299 amino acids. The record is from RefSeq and is a predicted model, not a curated record. Lineage: Eukaryota; Metazoa; Arthropoda; Malacostraca; Decapoda; Palaemonidae.